This is a messenger RNA of Cynara cardunculus var. scolymus (artichoke), 2354 nucleotides long. Its product is annotated as stromal 70 kDa heat shock-related protein, chloroplastic. Gene Ontology annotation, biological process: cellular response to unfolded protein; protein refolding. Bases 29 to 2125 code for a protein of 698 amino acids. NCBI's taxonomy places the organism in Eukaryota, Viridiplantae, Streptophyta, Magnoliopsida, Asterales, Asteraceae. Gene Ontology annotation, cellular component: chloroplast; cytoplasm. Gene Ontology annotation, molecular function: heat shock protein binding; ATP binding; ATP hydrolysis activity. The transcript is spliced from 8 exons. The record is from RefSeq and is a predicted model, not a curated record.
CCAUUCUUUUCUUUAGGGUUUGACACAAAUGGCUUCUUCAACAGCUCAGAUUCACGCUCUUGGAGCCACUUCCUUUGUUUCAACUAAUAAUUCACCCAAAACAGUCUUCUUUGGCAAAGGAUUAUCCAAAUCCGUUUCGUUUUCGCAUCAGAAAUCAUUUUUGAAGCUCAAGAAGAGCAGAACCAAUGGCCCGCUUAGAGUUGUGGCUGAGAAGGUUGUUGGAAUUGAUCUGGGGACGACAAACUCUGCCGUCGGUGCGAUGGAAGGUGGGAAGCCUGUUAUUGUGACUAACGCUGAAGGGCAGAGGACUACGCCGUCGGUGGUGGCGUAUACAAAGAGCGGAGAUAGGUUGGUGGGCCAGAUUGCCAAGAGGCAGGCUGUUGUCAACCCUGAGAAUACGUUCUUUUCGGUGAAAAGGUUUAUUGGAAGGAAGAUGUCGGAGGUGGAUGAGGAGUCCAAACAGGUUUCUUACACGGUGGUGCGUGAUGAGAAUGGAAACGUUAAGCUUGAUUGCCCUGCUAUCGGAAAGCAGUUUGCUGCUGAAGAAAUUUCAGCACAGGUUUUAAGAAAGCUUGUGGAUGAUGCUUCAAAGUUUCUGAACGAUAAGGUCACAAAGGCUGUUGUGACGGUUCCUGCUUAUUUUAACGACUCUCAAAGAACAGCAACCAAGGAUGCUGGUCGAAUUGCUGGUCUUGAAGUCCUUCGUAUCAUCAAUGAACCUACAGCUGCCUCACUAGCUUAUGGCUUCGAAAGGAAGAACAAUGAAACCAUAUUAGUUUUUGACCUUGGAGGUGGUACUUUUGAUGUUUCAGUUCUUGAGGUUGGUGAUGGAGUCUUUGAGGUGCUGUCUACUUCCGGAGAUACACACCUUGGUGGUGAUGAUUUUGACAAGAGGGUUGUUGAUUGGCUUGCUGCAAGCUUCAAGAAAGAUGAGGGCAUUGAUCUAUUGAAAGACAAGCAGGCUCUGCAGCGCUUGACUGAGACAGCUGAAAAGGCUAAGAUGGAACUAUCAACUUUGACACAGGCAAACAUUAGUUUGCCAUUCAUUACAGCCACUGCUGAUGGCCCCAAACACAUUGAUACAACCCUUACAAGGGCAAAGUUUGAGGAACUAUGCUCAGACCUGCUGGAUAGGCUUAAAAGACCAGUUGAGAAUUCUCUGAGGGAUGCAAAGUUGUCGUUCAAAGAUAUAGACGAGGUGAUACUUGUUGGUGGUUCAACACGUAUUCCAGCUGUUCAGGAAGUUGUUAAGAGCCUGACCGGAAAGGAACCAAACGUUACCGUUAAUCCAGAUGAAGUUGUUGCCUUGGGAGCUGCAGUUCAGGCUGGUGUUUUAUCAGGAGAUGUGAGCGACAUUGUUCUUUUAGAUGUAACACCAUUAUCCAUUGGGCUAGAAACUCUUGGUGGUGUGAUGACCAAGAUCAUCCCAAGAAAUACAACUCUUCCAACUUCAAAGUCGGAGGUUUUCUCUACAGCUGCUGAUGGGCAAACAAGCGUUGAAAUUAACGUCCUUCAGGGUGAGAGAGAGUUUGUGAGGGACAACAAGUCUCUUGGUAGCUUCCGACUUGAUGGCAUCCCACCUGCCCCUCGUGGAGUUCCACAAAUUGAGGUCAAAUUUGAUAUUGACGCAAAUGGUAUCCUAUCUGUUACUGCCAUUGACAAGGGCACAGGAAAGAAGCAAGAUAUCACCAUUACUGGUGCUAGCACAUUACCUAGUGAUGAGGUAGAGAGAAUGGUUAGUGAAGCUGAAAAGUUUGCAAAGGAAGACAAGGAAAAACGAGAUGCGAUAGACACAAAGAACCAGGCCGAUUCAGUGGUGUACCAGACAGAGAAGCAGCUGAAGGAGUUGGGAGACAAGGUUCCUGCACCUGUGAAGGAGAAGGUUGAGGCUAAACUCGGAGAGCUAAGGGAAGCUAUAACAGGGGGCUCAACACAAACCAUUAAAGAUGCCAUGGCUGCCCUUAAUCAAGAGGUGAUGCAGCUGGGGCAGUCGCUAUACAACCAGCCGGGUGGUCCAGGGGCAGGCCCAACACCACCUGGUGCGGAGCCUUCAGAAUCAUCAUCGUCAUCGGAGAAGGGACCUGAAGGAGAUGUGAUCGAUGCUGAUUUUACGGACAGCAAGUGAUGUGAGGGAUGAGAUGUUAUUUUUGUGAUUUGUUCCAAAUUUUAUGUGUGGAAAGGGAGGGGGCGCUCUGUUUUAAAUUGAAUGGAGUAUAGGAGGAUGUGGUAGGUAGAAGUUGAGAGAAGUGGUUAGACAGACCCCCCCUUGACUUAGAAGUGAAAGUGAGAAUGAAUUUUGUCCAUCAUUGUUUUACAUAUACUUGAAUGAAAUGAAAUUUUGUUGGUUGGGAAUA